Exophiala aquamarina CBS 119918 is the source of this 1170-nucleotide messenger RNA. RefSeq lists its product as uncharacterized. The transcript has a single exon. The record is from RefSeq and is a predicted model, not a curated record. NCBI's taxonomy places the organism in Eukaryota, Fungi, Ascomycota, Eurotiomycetes, Chaetothyriales, Herpotrichiellaceae. The coding region runs from base 1 to 1170 and encodes 389 amino acids.
AUGAAGACUUGCGCUGCCUGGGCUGGAGUUCUUUUGCUCGUCGUCAUCCUCUGGAUGCUGGAUCGAGGGCGUCAGGUCGUGCCCACGGUACCGCCCGUCAACAAUGCGACCGGCACGUUGGCCCUGGCCACUGUGAACCACCAAGCCACAGUGCCCGCUUGCCUCGCUCCUCUCCACCUGCCGGGGCCUUUCUUCUACCCUGGUCGGGCGUUCGACACGCCGACCGGCGUCGAAGAUCCCGACCGCGCCGCCUGUCGACCAGCGACGCCGCUCUUUAUUCCGUUCGCUUCCAACGCCUGCCUUCUUGUGCAGACCGUGGUCUCCUUCAUCUCCGAGGGGUGGCCGCCAUCCCAAAUCAUCGUGGUGGAGAACACCGGGAGGUCCGACGAAAAUGCGCGGGGGACAAUCCCACCCGAAGAUCACGCGUUCAUGAACUACACGCUCCUCUGCCAGACGCUGGGCGUGCACGUCUACCGAAGUCCGGUGCGGAACACGUUCGCCCAGGUCCAGAACCUGGUGUUCGAGCUCGCCAAGACAAACGGCUGGCCCAGCUACUAUCAGAGUCAUCAGGACGUCGUGGUCCGGAGCCGCGACGACGUGCGAUCGUUCUACGAUCACGUCCUGGAGGAAGACGAGGACCGACGGAGAAACGCCGACAGCGAGAGGUGGGCGUUGGUGCUGUACCGUUAUGAUUGGCUGAGCCAUGUCCGCGUCGCGGCCACGGCGGAGGUGGGGCCCUGGGACGUGUUGAUACCGUGGUAUCCGAGCGAUUGCGACUACUACGCCCGGGUACGGGCCAAAGGUUUCCAGAUACUCGACUUCGACGCCGGCGUCAUCCACGACGUGGCCUCUUGUCUCUCGGACCUGAGUCUGCUGUUUCGCCCCAAGAACUCGUCCGGCGGUCAGGUGGUAGACACCGCACUGCGGAUCAUGGCGGACACCAAGCGGAACGACAAAGCGGGACGAAACACAUGGCAAGGCCGACAGGCCGAUGGCACUCUGUCGUCGGAUUUCGGGCCCCGGUACGACGCCCUCGUGAAGGCAAGCCGUAAGAGUUAUUACAUGAAAUGGGGGACCAACCGCUGCGACCCCACGGCACCGCGAUCGUUCUUCCCAUGGUGGAAAGGGCACGCGUUGGGCUCAUUUUUGCAACGGUCCGCUUUGGAGUGA